Molecule: messenger RNA, 1823 nt
Organism: Hyla sarda
Lineage: Eukaryota; Metazoa; Chordata; Amphibia; Anura; Hylidae
Gene: CCN1
Product: cellular communication network factor 1
Exons: 5
Coding region: 454-1578 (374 amino acids)
Biological process (GO): signal transduction
Cellular component (GO): extracellular region
Molecular function (GO): protein binding
Source: RefSeq, a predicted model, not a curated record
AUGAUUAGGUCCCAUUCCUAACUCCCUCCUCCUAAUGCCAGACUGGGAGCCUUUCCUGUGUCUCAGGCUGCUCUCCCCCUUCUCUCCUCUCCCUCUUUCUCCCUCCUUGGGAGACUCAGCCAGGCUCCAUUAGACGGGGAGGGUCUUGGCCAGAGUUUGAGCCCAGCCGCAUUCCUGGGAUGUUUUUUUGAAUGUGAAGCUCUGGAAGCGGUGGUGACGUCACGCUGUCUCCUAUAUAAGAGACACAGAGCCUGGAGCAGCUCAGAGAGCAAAAGCGCAUAGUACUGAAGCACUGAGAGCAGUACAGAGAGCACAGCACUGGGACCAGUAUAGCACAGACCAGUAUAGCACGAGCACAGGUACUGGGACCAGAACAGCAAAGGAAUUGGAGUCAAAGAGAUACAUAAGGCCAUUGCAGAAACUUCGUCCGAAUUUCUUAAUUUUUGAGGAACCAUGCCUUGCCUACGAAUGACCCCUCUAGUGAUGGUGGCAAUCCUUGCUGGACUCAUAGACCUGGCAUUUUCAUCAUGCCCAGCCAUAUGCCAGUGUCCCAUGGAGGUUCCCAAAUGUGCCCCAGGAGUCGGUUUGGUCCUUGACAGCUGUAGAUGCUGCAAAGUGUGCGCCAAGCAACUCAAUGAAGACUGUAGCAAAAGCCAGCCUUGUGACCACACUAAAGGACUGGAGUGCAACUUCGGUGCCAGUUCAAGAGCCACCAAGGGCAUCUGCCGAGCAAAAUCAGAAGGAAGACCUUGCGAGUACAACUCCAGAAUUUACCAGAAUGGAGAAAGCUUCCAGCCAAACUGCAAGCACCAGUGCACAUGUAUAGAUGGGGCUGUGGGCUGUCUUCCCUUAUGCCCUCAAGAACUCUCCCUCCCUAACCUGGGAUGCCCAAAUCCAAGACUUGUGAAGGUGCCUGGGCAGUGUUGUGAGGAAUGGGUGUGCGAUGACGCCAGGGACUCCAAGGACGAUCUGGAAGAUUUCUUGGGUAAAGAUUUCGGGAUGGAUAAUGAAGGAGACCUUACCAGCAAAAACGAAUUCGUCCCCAUUGUGAAAGGAGGACACAAAAUGCUACCAGCAUUUGGCUCCAAUCCACAAGCCCAUGUAUUCGAGGCUCAAAAGUGCAUCGUCCAAACAACAUCUUGGUCGCAAUGUUCCAAGACAUGCGGCACUGGCAUCUCUACAAGAGUCACCAACGACAAUAAAGACUGUAGACUAGUGAGAGAAACCAGGAUCUGCGAGGUCCGACCAUGUGGACAGACAAACUAUUCACAGUUAAAGAAGGGAAAGAAAUGCACAAAGACCAAAAAAUCUCAGACUCCAGUCCGAUACAGCUAUGCCGGCUGUUCCAGCGUAAAGAAGUACAAGCCUAAAUACUGUGGAUCAUGCGUAGAUGGAAGAUGCUGCACCCCCCAGCAGACACGGACUGUCAAAAUCCGAUUCAGGUGUGAAGAUGGGGAAACCUUUACAAAAAAUGUUAUGAUGAUCCAAUCCUGUAGGUGCAACUACAACUGUCCACAUGCCAAUGAAGCAUACCCUUACUACAGACUAUUCAACGACAUCCACAAAUUCAGAGAUUAAAGGAGAACACCAGCCAAGUGACAAUUAAGAAUAAAUGGGAAUAUUCUGUUGUGGAGAUGUUGCAAUACCAUCUUUUGGACACUGUGUGGCACUAGGAACUUAUAAAGUGUAUUACCACCUGGUCUUCAUUACAACAGACUGAAAUCUUUAGAGCUUCAUAGUACUGGAGCAAACACGUCGCUUCUUUUUUUGGAGCAAUUAAUAAUAAUAUUAUUAUAAUAUUUUUUUUUCUGUUAGUAAAUUAU